Molecule: messenger RNA, 587 nt
Organism: Rhizophagus irregularis DAOM 181602=DAOM 197198
Lineage: Eukaryota; Fungi; Glomeromycota; Glomeromycetes; Glomerales; Glomeraceae
Source: RefSeq, a predicted model, not a curated record
AAAUAUAUAAUUAUAUAAAAGCCAUUAGGCUUCACCAUAGCAAGAAAUGAGCUGAUUUAUUCCUAAGAAUAAUAUCGCCUCAGGUGAUAAGACUUUAUAUUAAGAAAAGAUACAAAGAGAUAAGUAAAGGAAAAUAAUUUUCGCCAAAACAAAAGUUAAUUGCUUUGUUAUGAAAAAUUUGAUAUCGAAAUGCGAUUUAUUCACAAAAGAACUAGAAAGCCUUAAUUAAAUACCGACUAGAGCACCGCAUAAAAUACCUCGGGUAUUACUUAAAGAGAUACUAUAAUUCCUAUAUGCAAUGCUAUACGAUAGUAUCAUCUGAGAUUAGUUUCUUAAAUGGUUGUAUGAUCUCAAUCCUUAAAACAAUUUCAUCUUUUAUUUGUAGUUUUAUCUAUUCUUCUUCGGGAAGAAGUUCUAAGGUUUUCGAGCCCUCUUUUGGUUUUCGAGCCCUUGAAUUUCCUUUACUAACGAGUCCCUUUGCUGAAUUUUUUGUCCAAACCUUGGGAUUUGUCAUUAUUAUUUAUUAAUUUAAUAAUUUAGGGAUAAGAAGACACUCUGAAUUCAACGAGACUUGCAUAAUAUGAUUG